Molecule: messenger RNA, 2180 nt
Organism: Linum trigynum
Lineage: Eukaryota; Viridiplantae; Streptophyta; Magnoliopsida; Malpighiales; Linaceae
Source: the annotation of a GenBank genome assembly
GUUAACCAACCCAAAUCGAAGAAGUCACGAGAAAAAAAUAAAAAAAUUGUGUGGUACAUGAGAAAUGGGCCUGAACAUGAUUAUGGACCAAGUCAGGCUCAAACUAGCUGGAAUUUGGCCCGCUGUUCCAUCGACCGUCGCUCUCGCAAGUCGCAACUGAGAUGAACGAAACGUUUGAUUUUGGAGAAGACGCAUCGGGGAAGCGCUACUUUCCGUCUCUCUUACUGCGUUUCCGCAGUCACCAUGGUGACUGUACGAAUGAUAGGUAAGUCUUACUGUAGUUCCAACCAAUGAUUCAAAUUCCGAUAUAUACAAUGAGAACGCCUAACUGACGAUCGCUUCCUUUAAUUCGUUUCUGGAACAGAUAUUGCGGUUAACUUCACAGGUCGGUCAGUCAUUUCAUCAAGCACUUGCUGAGCAUUUCAAGCUGUGAUUUCAUCCUUUGCUCAGUUCAGCAAAUGCGUGAUGUUUGAAUGUUGUGUCAGAUGGCAUGUUCAGAGGAACCUACAAUGGCAAGCAACACCAUGUAGCUGACAUACCUGCUGUCCUGACUCGGGCUUGGAACGCAUCAUUGUUAGUUUCCUUCUGAGACCCGCUUUCAGUAGCUUCUUUCAGCUCGUUAAUUCCUUUAAAGCUUCAUUCUUUGAUUCUGAUGCUGUGAGGUCAUCUGGAAUGAAGAUCUUCGCAUUUGAUUUCAGUUGUUCUGUAUGGUCAUCUCCAAAUAUGUUUGCUAUUGAGUAUCUCUCCGUUGCAAGUAGGAAAAUUUUGCUUCCUACUGUUUCUUCUGUUGGUCUUGUUUCCAGUCACUUUGGAGGGCGUAAAUUAGCUAUAGAUAGAAUGUGAGAUCUACUAAGAUUGGCAUCAUAAAAAGAAAAAAAAAAAUUUGUCUUUUCUGUUAGUUUGAAAUGCAAAAAACUUUCGGGGCAAUAACUUAUUGUCUUCUCUGAGGCGAGCGCUUUCGCACUUUGGUACUUUGUUUUCUGGUUUCAGGUAACUGGUGGGUCUCUGGAGGAGUCGAAGGAAGCUCUUGCAAUUGCAGAGACGGAUGGGAGGCGUUUCUGUACUGUUGGUGUGCACCCUACUAGAUGCAAGGAAUUUGAAGAAAGUGGGGAUCCGGAGAACCAUUUCCAAGCUCUGUUGUCGUUGGCCAAAGAAGGAAUUCGGAAAGGAAAGGUUGUGGCGGUUGGUGAGUGUGGACUGGACUAUGACCGGCUCCACCUUUUCCCUGCUGAGAUUCAAAAGAAGUUAAGUUCUUUUGGAUAAGUCAUUCUAUGCAUUUUGAUGCCUUACCUAACCAUUGUGAUUAGAGAGUGCAUGCAUUGAUAAAUUAGGUAUUUUGAGAAGCAGUUUGAAUUAGCACAUCCCACAAAGCUGCCUAUUUUCCUUCAUAUGCGUGCAGCUGCCGAGGACUUCUGUGAGAUCAUGGAGCGUUACAAGGACAGGUUAGUUACCUAAUACUACUGCUUUGCUUGAAUGGUACUGUGCCACUUAAUUGAGGUGGUUGCUAGCCAUGGCUCCAUUUCCCUUAAAUGCAGAUAAAGCUUGUGCGAACUCCUAAAUUAAUAUAAUUGAACCACUGAUUUCGCUCAAACUAAUAAGAAACAGAGUUUAUCUGGUAAUUGUCUUUGUAUUCUGGGUUUGUGUUACCAAGGUCUGGGUGCAGGUGACAUACUUCGUGUAAUUUUCAGGUUUACUGGUGGUGUAACGCAUUCCUUUACUGGUAGCGCAGAUGAUCGUGAUAAACUUGCAUUCAGAAAUAUGUAUAUAGGUGAAAUACUCUCAUUGGCGGAAUUUUCAAGCUUCCCUUUCCUUUCACUGAUGUCUUUAUUGUACAUUUCCUUGGAUUUAGUUAGCUUCUUGUGAAAGAACUUACUUGUUUUUCUCUGUGUGAGACUCGAAUAAAUGCAACUGCCUUUACUUUUUCUAGCCUUCUAAUUAAGAGUGAUUUCUCAAUUAUUGCUCAUCUAAGAUAAACUGAAAGUGGAAGGAACAGUCAACUUCGUUCCCAUUCCAAACCCACAAAACUUUGAUUGGUAAUUGAGUUUCUCACCAAGCUUUCCGCUGUAAAUGGUUGCUCUCUGAAAACAACUGAGAACCUCGAAGUUGUGAGGGACAUUCCCAUUGACAGAAUGAUGAUAGAGACGACUCUCCCUAUUGCGAAAUAAAGAACACACAUGCCG